AUGGCUCGAUUUAGGCACCAAGAAGCCUCCUCUUCCACUUCUUCUCCUUCUCUAUGCUGUUAUGACGUGUUCUUGAGUUUCAGAGGCGAAGACACUCGAAAGAAUUUUACCGACCAUCUCUAUACAGCUUGUGUGGAGAAAGGCUUUAACACGUUCCGGGACGAUGAAGAACUUGAGAGAGGAGUAGAUAUUAAGCCAGAAUUGAAGAAAGCCAUCCAACAGUCACGUAGUUCUGUCAUUGUAUUUUCAAAAGACUACUCGUCGUCCAGAUGGUGCCUUGACGAGCUUGUCUUCAUCCUUGGGCAGAAGAGGAUCUCGGAACACGUAGUUUUACCUGUCUUCUAUGACGUUGAUCCUUCCCACGUGAGGAACCAGACAGGAUGUGUUGCAGAAGCAUUUGCUAGGCACGAAGAAAAUCAGCUAUCAACGAACAAGGUCAAACAAUGGCGGGCAGCACUGAGAGAAGUUGCAGAUCUAUCCGGGAUGGUCUUACAAAACCACGCUGAUGGGUACGAAUCAAAGUUUAUCAUGCAAAUUGUUAAAGUGAUUGACAACAAACUCAGUCGCACGCCCUUUGCUAUCGCACCCUACCCGAUUGGAAUUGAUUCUCGAGUUGAAACUAUUAAUUCAUGGUUACAGGAUGGAUCAACCGAUGUUGGAAUACUUUUAAUUAAUGGAGUUGGGGGAAUUGGAAAGACAACCCUUGCCAAAUUUGCUUACAACGUAAACUUUAGGAGAUUUGAACGAAGUUGUUUUCUUGAAGAUGUCAGGGAAAUUUCAAACCAACCCAAUGGUUUAGUUCACCUACAGAUACAAUUCCUUCACCACAUUAUGAGUGGAAGAGAAGUGAAAAUACACAGUGUCAGUGAGGGAGUAAAAAAGAUUAGAGAUGCCAUAAUCUCUAAAACAGUUCUUCUUGUUCUUGAUGAUGUUGAUCAUAUGGACCAGAUAGAUGCAAUAUUUUUUAUGCAAGAUUGGUUUUGCCCUGGAAGUAAAAUCAUGAUAACAACUAGGUGUGCGGGAUUAUUAAGGGGUCAUCAAGUAGCUAAAAGCAAAGUUUAUGAUGUUGAAACUUUGGAUGUGGAUGAAUCAUUACAACUCUUCAGCUGGCAUGCGUUUGGCCAGGACCACCCAAUUGAAGGUUACAUUAGUCUGUCGAAAAGGGUAGAAGAUCAAUGUGGAGGACUCCCGUUAGCUCUUCAAGUUUUGGGUUCAUCACUAUCAGGACGACGUAUAGAUGUUUGGGAAAGUACAUUGGAGAAAUUAAAAACUAUUCCAGACAAUCAAAUCAUCAAAAAACUCAGAAUAAGCUACGACGGUUUACAAGAUAACCCUGAUGACCAAAAUUUAUUCCUCCAUAUUGCAUGUUUUUUUGUUGGACAAGGGAAAGAUUAUGUUGUUAGAAUACUGGAUGGAUGUAAUUUCUUCACAAUUGUUGGCAUUGAAAAUCUUGUGAAUAGAUGUUUGGUAACAAUUGAUGAUGAAAACAACGUGAAGAUGCAUCAAAUGAUUUGGGACAUGGGAAGAGAAAUUGUUCGGCUAGAAUCAAAGGCACCUGGAAAACGUAGUAGAUUAUGGCGUGAUAAGGAUUCUUUUGAUGUAUUAAAGGAAAAGAGUGUAAGAAAGAUUCUUCUCUCAAGAUGCGAUUUUUCUUGCACAUGCAUAUAUCCUUGCUGGUUACUUAUCCAACUGUUUUUUUUUUCAGGGUACAGAAACAAUUGA
Prunus mume (Japanese apricot) is the source of this 1722-nucleotide messenger RNA. NCBI's taxonomy places the organism in Eukaryota, Viridiplantae, Streptophyta, Magnoliopsida, Rosales, Rosaceae. The record is from RefSeq and is a predicted model, not a curated record.